UUUGUGAACAGCAGCAGGUGAAACUCACCCUGCACAGGAUGAAUGAGGAGGAUCUUUGGUGUCAUCUGAUACCAUAGCAACCAGCAACAGUCGGUGUCACCACAGGGAGUUUAUAACGGCUGGACAGCUUGUUUCCAUGGCGACUCGGAUGCAGCAGCUCGCCCACCCCAAACCCAACCGACUUAGAUAUCCAGAUCGUCGGUCUGUUUACUGGCUGGAUGAGCUGCCACCAGAGAGGAGAGCAUCCACCACUGAGAUCGGUGCACCGGUCUUUUCCUGUUUACAAACCUCUUCUCUGCUGUUCUUUUGUUUGUUUUAUUUGUUUGUUUUGUUUCCAACAGAGUUAACGCCUCGCUGGUCGAACCUGUGCAGAGGCAAAAAGUUCUACACUCAAGUCACAGUCUCUCCCAUAUGGGAGGUGAGUGAAUGGGCUCUCAGGGCUGUUGCAUCGGAACGGUUGUGUUGCCUGGCUCAACCUCGGGGGACUGCAGCUGGCUGGAAAACGGAACGCCCACUGCUGGUGCCUUUGGGCAGAGCGACGCAGACGGCGAUCGCCACUUCGCGGAUUUGCCAGCUCGCCCAGCCGAAGAGAAGACUUCUAGAAGGACCCGGCCACAAACCUAAACCUGCACCCCCCGCCCACUCGCCCUCCAAAGCGACUGCACACAUAGAGCUGCUGGCCAGUGAGUCUUCAUUUACCGUCGUUUCGUGUUCCAAACAUAUUGUUUACUUGUUUAAUUGUUCGUCUCACCAGCACCAAAGCACGACCAUCCCAAGUUCGAAGGGGAGCGCUCUGUGUGCUGGCCUGUUUCCAGAUCAGCAAGAAACCACGUAGCCAGCGAGAGACUUCUUGAUCUGUCCAGUCCCAAAGAGAGGAAGGCUCUCUUUGAGGGAUAUGACCCAUACGUCGUAAGCCGGACGGCCCGCUCGGCCAGACCCUCCCCUCGAAUACAACAGCUCUGUCGACCACUGCCUCGCAAAUGUAGCUCAAAAUAGGAAAAAGGACACCACACAUUUGGAGAGUCGUUGAGAUAUUUUCCGUUUGAAAGAGCUUUUAUUUGCUGUGCUAUAUAAAAAUACUCCUGGGUAAAACAGUA
Molecule: messenger RNA, 1097 nt
Organism: Mugil cephalus (flathead mullet)
Lineage: Eukaryota; Metazoa; Chordata; Actinopteri; Mugiliformes; Mugilidae
Gene: spmap2
Product: theg spermatid protein
Exons: 5
Coding region: 137-835 (232 amino acids)
Biological process (GO): spermatogenesis
Source: RefSeq, a predicted model, not a curated record